This is a messenger RNA of Sesamum indicum (sesame), 2126 nucleotides long. Its product is annotated as protein PHR1-LIKE 1. Lineage: Eukaryota; Viridiplantae; Streptophyta; Magnoliopsida; Lamiales; Pedaliaceae. Gene Ontology annotation, molecular function: DNA-binding transcription factor activity; DNA binding. The record is from RefSeq and is a predicted model, not a curated record.
UCAUUCAUUUCAGACGCAAAUACUAACAUACUUGUUCACAUCAUCAUCAUCAUAUAUUUCGCUUAAUUUGGAAAGUCAGCGUUAACAGAAUAUUUAUGCAAAAAUUUACUAAAGAUUAUCAUCCCAGCUAUUGUUAUUAUCAAUUCACUCAUCGUUUCAUGUUUCUUGUCGAUACAUUUUACUCAGCCUCCAGACAACCGAUAUCCCAUCAGAUUCUCUCAAAGAUUGAUAGAAGAUGGAUUAGAUGGACAUGGUUUACCUGAACUUUGGGUGGCUGGUUUUCUUAAGCUGGAUCAGAGUUUCGGUUAAUUCACCAAAAGAUGGAUUCUUUAUGAUGUAGGGGGAAAACAGCUAUUUUUCUGUAUCAGUUUGCUGGAUUUGUAUAGGAAUUGCCUCAUCAGAAGCUAUUAGAGUGAUAACAUUGAAUACUGGGAUUACGAAACGAUAGUUGGUGGAGGCUCUCGUUGUGGAAUUUACAUGGUUGAUCUCUUAUUACAACACAUGAGGAUGGUGCUAUAAGUGAUGAAUUGUUGAUAGACGCAUUUCUUCAAGUGUAGCAGUGACAGGGUUUUGGAAGCAAUAGUUGUGUUUCUGUGAGCUCACAGUCGUACUAUUUUAGAAGUCUUGGUUCUUCGUCAUUUAUGGACAAACUUGAACAUGCCCCCUGCAGCUUUUAAGAAGAAAUACAGUGAAACACAAUCAAGUGAGAUGGAAGCCUCUGGAGCUAUGUCAAGAUCCUUGAGCAUUCUUCCCUCUCCUGUGAAAGAAAAGUUUCCCCAGUUGCCUGAUUCACCUCAGGUUACUUUAGCGCAAGAGCUGACUUCUAAUAUUGUACCCUCUUUCCGCAGUCCUUGCUCUUCUAAUCAAAAAAUGGUAGGAAAUUUAUUUUCAUCAGCUCCUGGAUGCCCUUCUGGUCUUGGUUGUUCUUCUUUGUCACCCAAUACGAAUCGAUGGAUGAGUUCACCAUUUUAUUCCAUCUCACCAAGGGAUGGAGUUUCUUUUCCAUCAACCCAACUUUCAGUCUCAAUUGUAGAGAACAAUGAUGUUCCCUGGAACGUAGAUGCGAUUGAAAACUUUCUUGAUAUGCCUUUGAACAUCCCUGUUCAAAAUGGCCCAAUAGAAACUUCUACAGGCAUAAUGUCAUCAGAAGACCGUGCUAAGAAAACUGAUUGGCAGGACUGGACAGAUCAGUUGAUUAGAGUUAAUGAUGAUGCACUUGAUUCAAACUGGAGUGAUCUUCUUGUUGACGUCGAUGUUCCUGAUCCAGAUCCCAAGCUGCUGGAUCUGCCACCUGAUGUCUCCACGUGCCAGCCACAAAUUCAUCAGGCUCAUCCUCAUCCCGUGCCAAGUGGAGAAAGUUGUCCAGUAAUCGACUCUCCCACAGCAACCUCAACAAAAGCACGAAUGCGCUGGACACCAGAACUUCAUGAAGUGUUUGUGGAUGCCGUGAAUAAGCUUGGUGGUAGUGAAAAAGCUACACCAAAGGGUGUUUUGAAGCUCAUGAAUGUUGAAGGCCUGACAAUCUAUCAUGUGAAAAGCCAUUUACAGAAAUAUAGAACUGCCAGAUUCAAGCCAGAGUCAUCAGAAGGAACUUCAGAGAAGAAGUCAAAUACUGGAUCAGAAAUGACAUCCCUCGACUUGGAGACGACCAUGGGGAUAACUGAAGCUCUCAGACUGCAGAUGGAAGUACAGAAGCAGCUACAUGAACAACUUGAGAUUCAAAGAAAUCUACAGUUACGAAUUGAAGAACAAGGGAAGCACCUCCAGAUGAUUUUCGAGCAGCAAAAAAAGAUGGAGGAAGAAAAACUGAGAGCAUUGUCGAAUUCAGAUAAACAUUCAGAACCAUCAGAAGAUAAUCAUGCCAGCAUCAAAGAUGUUGCAUCUGAUGUCUGCAUUCCGGUAGAUGAACAUCCUAGUAAGAAGGAAACAUCGUCUGAAGCAAAACCCUGCAAGGAACGUGCACCAGAUGACAGGGGAUGUAGUCCACCGAUGAAACGAGCCAAGGCCUAUGAAACGGUCACGUCUGGAGCGUCUCACGAGUCAUGACAUUUGGUCUUAAGAAAAAUGACGUGUUCAUCAUUGUGUAGAUUUCUUAUCAAUUGAUGCCAAUUUGAAUAACAUGUAAA